Messenger RNA from Caenorhabditis sp. 36 PRJEB53466, 811 nucleotides. Lineage: Eukaryota; Metazoa; Nematoda; Chromadorea; Rhabditida; Rhabditidae. The record is from the annotation of a GenBank genome assembly.
AUGGACGAGUUUGAGUAUCGUAUUCUCUGCUGCCACGUGGCUGUCGACGUGGCAAUAUUGUGUACUCUGGAAAUUGUUGUCAUUGUGUCAACUUAUCUGACAGGUUGGCCCCCUCCCCCGCAACUUUUACAUCAUCUUCAAUUCGCAGGUUUCAAGCACCCGUUGAUGACAUGUCAGUCGUUCAACGUGUCACUUUUGGAGCGCUAUAAUGAGCCGACGGUGUUGUCGCAGCACAAAAUCUGUACUACAAACGGACCGCUCCUCUUCUGGAUCAUCAUCCACGUGUUCACGGAUCUCAUGGCGUUGGUCAGUUGAUCUUUUUCGUUCUGUCUUCCUCUCAAUUGGGUGAGCGGACAAGAGAUACUCAUCUGUGUCGACGACGGAUCGGUGGAGUACGGUAGUCGGAGGAGAAGCGAAAGAAAAAAUAUAUAGGCUAUAAUUCGAGUUUUGGCGACUUGACUUUCAGAUCUCCAUCUACACAAAGAACACGAAACUUCUACUCGGCUACUUGUUCGUCACCUCAUUGGAUCUUCUGAUGUCUCUUGCCUACGUCGUCGUUCUGCUCGCUUUUAUUGUCGUGAGCGAGCCAGUUGAUAAGGUAAAAUGUUAAUUUCACGACUCGACACGCAACUACUACUACUACACACUUCAGAUCCUAAUGAUGUUUAUGGUUGGAAUGGUCGUGUUCAAAGUCUACGAGAUCCUGAGCGGCCGACGCCUCUACUGGUACCUGCUCUGGCGCCAGGACAACAUGAUGACUCCGCGUUCGGCUCUCGUCAAACACGACGACAACAAUGUAUUCCAGUUUUAA